Protopterus annectens (West African lungfish) is the source of this 1581-nucleotide messenger RNA. Its product is annotated as G-protein coupled receptor family C group 6 member A-like. The transcript has 3 exons. Gene Ontology annotation, cellular component: membrane. The record is from RefSeq and is a predicted model, not a curated record. Bases 1 to 1581 code for a protein of 526 amino acids. Gene Ontology annotation, molecular function: G protein-coupled receptor activity. Gene Ontology annotation, biological process: G protein-coupled receptor signaling pathway; sensory perception of umami taste. Lineage: Eukaryota; Metazoa; Chordata; Ceratodontiformes; Protopteridae.
AUGGCUAAUGUUCCUAUAGAACUGGAUUUUCGCCCAGAGACUAGGGUAAGCGAUGACAAAUGGCAUUUCAUAACUAAGAAUUCAAGUAACCCUUUAUUGACUCUGGAGUUAAUGCCAUCAGCGACCGCUGAUGUAUUAUACCAGAUUGAUAAUAUAGAACGUUUUCGUACUCUGAGUAAUGAACUGGAAAAUGAUCUGUAUAAACUGCAGCGCUAUACUUGGCAACAACUACUGAUAAAGAUUGAGAAGCUGAAUAAAGAAAUACGUGACUCAUUUAAUUAUGAGUCCUGUCUGAGUAAAUUAGAUCACAUAUACAUCCAAGUGCUUUCUUAUAGCCAGAAGUUACAGCAAGUGAAACACCGUAAGUUACAUAGAGACUUUAAAGAUUUCUCCACGGGGAACGUGUUUAUUUGGCCUAGAAAUAACAAUCGUAAUUAUACUGUGGGUAAUGGAGAACCUAACAGUAAUCCACCUCAUAUAGACAAUUCAAAUAUCCAGGUAGAAGCAACUAUGUCUGCUAUUGGUCAAAUGGAAGCUGACGCAACAAGUGUCGCUUCAGAUGGAGUAUUCGUUACACCACCUGAGGAGUUGCAACUUUUAGAGACUGAUACAUGUGCAACAUGCUCGUGGCAAGAGUGGUCACUAGUGAACAGCAAAGCCUGCUAUAAUAAAACCGUUGACUUCCUCCAAUGGACAGAUGUUAGAAGCAUUAUACUGAUGAUAUUCACUGGUGCUUUGUUAGUGGUGAUACUCUCUGCAGUACUAAUUUUUGCCAGAAAUUACAGUACUGCCGCUGUCCAGGCCAGCGGUGGAUAUUUGUCUUUCCUUAUGCUAUUCUCUCUUGUUUGCAGCUGUUGCAGUAUCUGUCUUUUCAUUACCAGGCCAACUCAGUUUUCUUGUUUGUUAAGACAGGUUGUGUUUUCUGUCAGUUUUACAAUCUCUAUGUCUGUACCCUUAGCUAAAUCUUUCCAAUUGGCUAAUAUAUAUAUGUUUCAAAGAGCAUGUGUACAGCAUUAUCAGGGUUAUAUUCUAAUGGUUAUAAACAUUAUCAUCCAUACUGGAAUAUGUACUAUAUGGUGGUACUUAUCCCCUGACCUUGUUAACGAAGUUUAUGAGUCCCCAGAUGCCAUUAGUCUGAUGUGUGCAAGAGGUAGUAUCUUUGGAUUUGUUAUGAUGCUGUGUUAUAGUGGGAUUUUAGCAACCAUCUGUGCUGCAUGUGUUUUCCUUGUUGCAAACUCAGAAAAUACAUACAAUAUGGCCAACAGCAUCCGUUUUGUUAUAUUAAUAUACUUUCUUGCCUGGAUUUUUUUUAUCCCAAUAUACGCCACUGCAAAUGGAAUAUCUGUUCAGUAUGCAGAAGCAUACUCAGGACUCAUGGCUGCAUAUGGUAUAUUCUGGGGCUACUUUGCCCCUAAAAUAUACAUCAUCCUUUUUAAGUCAGAAUAUAACAGUUUCAUAUAUUUUCAACAUUUUUUAGACAGCAAUUCAUCUGGAAUGUAUCCCGGCAACAAUGAUUCUAUUUCUCAGGUCAACCAGGUCGAAAUUGAAAGCAAUACUGUAUCUUCUCAGAGAAAUAUAUGA